Molecule: messenger RNA, 891 nt
Organism: Aspergillus puulaauensis
Lineage: Eukaryota; Fungi; Ascomycota; Eurotiomycetes; Eurotiales; Aspergillaceae
Product: fumarylacetoacetate hydrolase family protein
Exons: 4
Coding region: 1-891 (296 amino acids)
Molecular function (GO): acetylpyruvate hydrolase activity
Source: RefSeq, a predicted model, not a curated record
AUGUCCAAAAUUGCAGCCACCUUCUCCCGCCUCGUGCGCUUCCAUCCCAAAUCCAAUCCCUCCACAAUCCUCAUCGGCGAGCCAGUCAGCCCCACUCUCGACGUCGGCCUCGCCAUCCACCAAGGGAACGAUGUCCCUGUCGCGCUAUUCUCCGGAUCCUCCGUGCUGAACCCGGGAUCCAAGACGGGCACGACUGAGAGUAUCGCGCGGUUACUCUCGCCUGUCGCCCAGAAUGAAGUCGGGAGUAUUAGAUGCAUUGGGCUGAAUUACGUCUCCCACGCAAGAGAAAUGUCUCUCGAAAUCCCUACCGUGCCCACCCUGUUCAUCAAACCCUCAACAUCCCUCGGAAACCCCUACCCAACAUCCCCGACCAUCCUGCCCAAGAUCACCCAAGCAGACGGAACGGGCGACUACGAGUCCGAAAUGGCGAUUGUAAUCGGGCGCGAUGCGAAGGAUGUUUCGGAGGACGAAGCGCUUGAGUAUGUUCUAGGCUACACAGCCGCAAAUGAUAUCUCCAGCCGCACGAGCCAGAUGAACCAGAGCCAGUGGUGCUUUUCGAAGGGGUUUGAUGGGGCUUGUCCGCUUGGUCCGGUGCUUGUUUCGCAGAAGGUUGUUGGGGAUGUUGGGGGGUUGAGGAUUAGGGGGGUGAAGAAUGGGGUUGUUUUGCAGGAUUGCCAACUGACCGAUCUGAUCUUCUCCGUCCCUAAGCUGGUUAGCUUCCUAUCCCAGGGUACGACGCUACCUGCUGGAACGAUCAUCUUGACUGGGACGCCUCCGGGUGUUGGAGCGGCGAAGAAUCCGAAGGAGUUUUUGAAGGCUGGGGACGAGUUUGCUGUUGAGCUGUUGCCGCAUGUCGGGACGUUGGUUUCGAAGUUUGAGAACCAGAUUUGA